Molecule: messenger RNA, 573 nt
Organism: Anneissia japonica
Lineage: Eukaryota; Metazoa; Echinodermata; Crinoidea; Comatulida; Comatulidae
Product: QRFP-like peptide receptor
Exons: 4
Coding region: 43-573 (176 amino acids)
Biological process (GO): G protein-coupled receptor signaling pathway
Cellular component (GO): plasma membrane
Molecular function (GO): G protein-coupled receptor activity
Source: RefSeq, a predicted model, not a curated record
UUGUUCGAUAUUUUGUCACCGUGUCUCUUCCUUGAAAUUCAUAUGAAUCCGUAUUUAGCUAUGUUAUUCCUGGAAUUCCAAUCACAUGUAUGUUCAACCUUGACAAUCGCAACUAUAAGUUUUGAGAGAUGUUACGUUUUGAGAUACCCACUCAGGGUUCGCACGCUCUUCACUUUAAAAAGAAUGUUAAUUGUUACAGCAAUUAUCUGGGUAAUUUCAAUUUUGUGUGCAACUCAUGUUCUUCAUAACGACUACAGGUAUGUGCUUAUUUUGAAUGGUGAGUUCGACGAGUGGAAACCUAUAACACACUUUAUAACUCCGGCAGUCAUCCUAAUAGUAUUUUACGUCAUUACAUCUGUAACCCUCAUUAGAGCAAUACACAGUACCAGUAAUCGUUUACAAGAGUCGAACCAAAGUAAAGAGUUUACACACCCGAUUCUCAGAAAUCAAAAAAAGAUCCUUAUAAAAAUGACCAUUGUGGCUGUUGUCUCUCUGUGCAUGACGUCACCGAAUACAAUAUGCCGUUAUUUGCUGAUUGCCGAAUUCAAUAAAAAAAAACAGUUUGCCUAUUGA